UUCCUGCCUCCCAGGCCAGGCUGGAUGAGCCGGAGCUCCGCGGGCUGACGGUCAUACCCCAGCUUCCAUCUGCAUCCACAGGCCUGGACUGCUGCUGCCCCCCGGAGCCCGGCACCCCUCCCGGCUCAGCCUUCGGCCGGCGACCCCCCGCCUGGCCCUGUGCCCACGUGCCCACGUGCCCACUUCUCCUGACCCCUUGGCUGCCACCUCAGAAGGCUGGAGCAGGGACGCCGUCACUCCGGCCGCCUGCUCCCCUUGGGUCCCCGCGAGAGCCCACGCCAGCCCCCGCGCCCGCCUGCAGCCCUGCCCCUGGACACCGGAUAAGGCCCAGCACACAGACCCCAGGUGGACAACAUGGACCAUGGCACGCUGCCCCCCGUCGCUGCCCUGCUGCUGGCUGUCUGCAGUCUCAGGCCCACAAGUCUUGCAGAAACAGUCCAUUGUGACCUACAGCCUGUGGACCCCGAGGUGACAUACAUCACAAGCCAGGUUUCUGAGGGCUGUGUGGCUCAGGUCCCCAAUGCUACCCUGGAAGUCCACAUCCUCUUCCUGGAGUUCUCAAGGGAGUGGUCAGAGCUGACUAUCCAGAUGUCCAAGCAAAAUGGCACUCAGCCCCGAGAGGUGCUCCUGGUCUUGAGCAUCAAAGAGAAUGUCAUCCUGCAGCUCCAGGCCCCCGGGAUCCCACUCCACCUGGCCUAUAGCACAGAGGGGACUCAGCCGAGGAACAACACCGUGAGUUUCCACAUGUCACCCCAGACCCCGAAACUGGUCAUCUUUCAAGGGCACCAGGGAUUCAACACCACACAGCUGCCGCCCUUCACCAAGAGCCAGCUCCUCAAGUGGGCAGCUACAAAGGGCCCCAUUGCCUCUUCCGCCGAGCUGAAGGAUCCCCAAAGCAUCCUCCUCCGUCUGGACCAAGCCCCGACGUCGCCGUCCUCCUGUAUUCCGGAACCCACCAUGGACAUGGGCCACACGCUCGAAUGGAGGACGCACGCUGGGGCCUCGGUCUUAGGCUGCCGCUUGGAAGGUGUGGCUGGCCACAAGGAGGCACACAUCCUGAAGGUCCUGCCGGGUGCCAAGGCUGGGCCUCAGACGGUGACGGUAAAAGUGGAGCUGAGCUGUGCAUCGGGGGACCCCGACGCCAUUCUCAUCCUGCAAGGUCCACCCUACGUGUCCUGGCUCAUCGACGCCAACCACAACAUGCAGAUCUGGACCACUGGUGAAUACUCCUUCAAGAUCUUUCCCGAAAAGAACAUCCGCGGCUACGCGCUCCCAGACACGCCCCAAGGCCUGCUGGGGGAGGCCCGGAGGCUCAACGCCAGCGUCAUAGCGUCCUUUGUGGAGCUCCCUCUGGCCAGGGCCGUCUCCCUGCGGGCCCGCAGCUGCGGUGGUGGGCUGCAGACCUCACCUGCACCAGUCCAGACCACCCCUCCCAAGGAGAGCUGCAACCAGGAGCUGCUCAUGUCCCUGAUCCAGCCGAAGUGCUCUGAUGACGUCAUGACUCUGGUGCUCAAGAAAGAUCUCAUCUCGACUCUGAGGUGCACCAUCACAAGCCUUAAGUUCUGGGACCCCAGCUGCCAGGCUGAGGACAGAGAUGACCAGUUUGUCUUGCACAGUGCCUACUCCGACUGUGGCAUGGAAGUAACGGAAAAUGUGGUCAGUAAUGAGGUGAUCGUCAACCUCCUGUCAAGCCCAUCACCACAGAGGAAAAAGGUGUACUGCGUCAACACAGAAAGCCUCUCCUUCCAGCUGGGCCUCUACCUCAGCCCACACUUCCUCCAGGCCUCCAACACCAUCGAGCUGGGGCAACAGGCCUUUGUGCAGGUGAGCGUGUCCCCAUCGAUCCCUGAGUUCAUGCUCCAGCUGGACAGCUGUCAACUGGAUUUGGGGCCUGAGGCAAACACUGUGGAACUCAUCCAGAGCCAGGCAGCCAAGGACAGCUGUGUGAACCUGCUGUCCCCCAGUCCUGGCGGUGAUGCACGCUUCAGCUUCCUGCUCCGAGGCUACAUGGUGUCCACACCCACAACUGGCACCCUCAGCUGCAACAUAGCCCUGCGUCCCAGGACCUGGGCCCUGGAAGUCCACAGGACUGUCUCUAUGCACCUGACCAUCGUUAGCCCUGGCCUGCCUGACAAAGGCCUCGUCCUGCCCGCUGUGCUGGGCAUCACCUUUGGCGCCUUCCUCAUUGGGGCCCUGCUCACCGCCGCACUCUGGUACAUCUACUCGCACACGCGUCCCGCCGGCAAGCGGGAGCCCGUGGUGGCAGUGGCUGCCCCGGCCUCCUCAGAGAGCAGUAGUACCAACCACAGCAUCGGGAGCACCCAGAGCACCCCCUGCUCCACCAGCAGCAUGGCGUAGCGCCCCCGAGCCCUGGCCCAGCAGGAAAGACUGAGCAGCCAGCAGCUGGGAACCACUGGCCACACACUUACCCUGGGACCGUAAACCCUCCCCUCGGCCGAUGGACCACUUCCUCGGCACCCACCCCACCCGUCCUCUCAGAGGCCUGCUGCCAGCGGGAGCUCCAGCCUGGAACGCCUUGGAGUCCCCCCACCCCACCCCACAGAAUCUUCAAACACAGUGGGCCCGGGGUAUGGCUGCCCAGGACCACGGAGAGAGAGACCGCUGCCUUAUGUGUCCACAUUGUUGUAGAAACCAAGUGCUUGUAAUUUUGACCUGGAUCGAGCACCCAAUGACCGAGGCUGGGCCGGGAGAACUCCUAACAGACUGAGCCAGCCCACCUAGGCCAACAGUGUCUCCUCUGCAGAAUGGAAGGCAGCCAUCCCAGAGCCACCUGGACCUGCCCCCAGCAGCCUCCACACCAGGACUGGCACAACUUUGGCUGGGGAAACAGAAGCCUGGGGGUGGGGGAGCCUAGCUCCUCCAUGCAACUGCCACAGGGGCAGGCAGCAGAAGGGCAUGGCCAGAUUGCCUGGCCUGGGCCCACCCCUAUAUACUCAUCACCAAUAAAUCAGACCACCAAACCAG
Messenger RNA from Manis javanica (Malayan pangolin), 2985 nucleotides. RefSeq names its product endoglin (gene ENG). Gene Ontology annotation, biological process: vasculogenesis. Lineage: Eukaryota; Metazoa; Chordata; Mammalia; Pholidota; Manidae. The record is from RefSeq and is a predicted model, not a curated record.